Messenger RNA from Gekko japonicus, 1964 nucleotides. RefSeq names its product vesicle associated membrane protein 3 (gene VAMP3). The record is from RefSeq and is a predicted model, not a curated record. Gene Ontology annotation, biological process: vesicle-mediated transport; SNARE complex assembly; vesicle fusion. Gene Ontology annotation, molecular function: syntaxin-1 binding; SNAP receptor activity. The transcript has 5 exons. Bases 77 to 391 code for a protein of 104 amino acids. NCBI's taxonomy places the organism in Eukaryota, Metazoa, Chordata, Lepidosauria, Squamata, Gekkonidae. Gene Ontology annotation, cellular component: SNARE complex; plasma membrane.
CAAAAGGGCCUUGGCGGUGCUGGGAGUGGUUUCCGCCCGUUUGCAAGAGAGUUGUAACGCCGCUGCCGCCGCCAACAUGUCGACUAGUGGUCCCACCGGAUCUGGCCCUGCUUCUGGCAGCAAUCGUCGUCUUCAGCAGACUCAAAGCCAAGUCAAUGAGGUGGUGGAUAUCAUGAGAGUGAAUGUGGACAAAGUUCUGGAAAGAGAUCAGAAGUUGUCUGAGUUGGAUGACCGUGCUGAUGCCUUGCAAGCUGGAGCAGCCCAAUUUGAAACAAAUGCUGCCAAACUGAAAAGAAAAUACUGGUGGAAGAACUGUAAGAUGUGGGCCAUAUUGAUAACGGUUGUUGUCAUUCUCAUCAUCAUCAUAAUCGUUUGGAGUGUGUCCUCAUGAGGUUUUGGAAGAAACCCUGAAUUUGACACAGCUGUUUCAGUGAGGAAACUCGUCUCUUACGUCAGACUUGCUGUAUUGCCAAGCUUCUUCCGGUUGCACAAAUCAGACACUUUUUUUGAUAGUGAAAGUAUUAACUUUUCUGUAGAUUAUGUGCCUUUAUAUAAAUGAUGCACUCUAUUUUGUAAAUGCUGUUAAAAGUGCCUGAGUUAAGAUACGUGUAAACCAGGUAGGAAAAAGUCUAAGACUUCAGAAUUUUGUGAUUGAGAGUGUUCUGACAGUACUUACUACUUCUGGAAUGUAUUUUACAAACUCACAAGUAUAUUGUCACUACCUCGCCUCCUACAUGAUAUGUUAAAGGGUUGCAAACCAACUCAUAUUUGUGCCUUCCUGGGCAGAGGUUUCUCUUACCCACAGUAGUGCCAUAUUUGAACAACUUUUCCCUUAAUGCCUUCUCAUCUAAUUUGGGAGGGACUAGAAGUUACUAUACAACAAGCACUGUGCUUUUUAAAUGAAGAUGUGAAGUCUGAUGAACCGAGCACUUAAUCACAGUGGUGUAUGAAAAGUAUUUGGGACAAAAAAGCAUGAUCUUCCUUGUGUUAAACCAUCACUUCUUGGUGCCUUUACGCUUUGCACUUGAACAAGCACCAUAAAGUGUUCUUAACUUUUUAAAAUUCUGAAAUUCUCUUAACUUACCAAGAAGUAUUGCUAAAAAGUAACGUUAAAUGCAUUUGGACUUCCUUUGUAUCUUUUCUGCUUGAAUUGCCCAGGGAGACAUACACGUCCACCUUUUUCAGAUAAUGUAGGACAGGUUGGUGAUGAAACAUUAGUGUCAUCGUUGUCACUUUACACUGGUUGUGUCAGUCUUCUGUAUGAGCUAAGGUCCCUUAAUCGUGUGCCUCGCUCUUGCCUCACUUUCACUUCAAUGUUUAGUGGGUGGGGUUCUUCCCCUUUCUCUUGUGUUUCUCUGAGAUUUUUUGGGUUUUGUUCUGGCUCCCUGGUCCUGGGUUAAAGCUUGCAGGCAUUGAUGGCUCUUCUGAAAGGCUGUCAAAUCUACCCUACUGACAUGGCCAAACUUACAUAAGUGCAUCCUUUUUGUCUUAUUUUUCAUAUUUGUCAUGAAAAGUGAUGGAGCUUUUUUUGCUUGCAAGAGAUGGGGAAGGGAGGAGUGGACAGCAUAAUACACCUCACAUACUACUGCACAGUUUGUGAAUGUACAAGCACCACCUUUCAAGUUGUAUUGGGCAUAUGCUUAAUAUUUGUACAAUCUGCUGGUUUGUAUUGUUUUUUCUUAAAACACUGUUGUGUAACUUUAAAAUGUCUCAAGGUUUUGCUCUCCUGUACCAGUGAAUGAUUGUUCAGAUGUCGCUGUCAGUACUUUGACUGGACAAAGCAUUGCUUAUUGCCUUACUGUUAAAGGUCUUACCCAAGCUCUGAAGCAGAAAGGAAUUGUCACAGGAUUAAAGCACCGCAUUUUUGUGACUGACUGAAAAGUACUGCUCGGCUUUAAGGUGAAGUGUGCCACAAAAUGCCCCUGAAGGGUUGUAAUUUUUUAAUUAAAAGUGCAUUAUACCAA